UUGGCGCUACGGCUGCGGUCACACUGGUCGUCUGUCGCACAAAUAAUAAAGAAAAGAAGGCAGCGAAAGCAACAAUAAUAAAAAUAAACAGCCGUCCCGAUAGCUGAGCACAAAAUAAGGUGUACGUAAUAUAGACAACUAGGCAAACAAGGCGGCUGUGCGGGGCGGAGAUCCUUCAUACGGGAGCGGAGUGGAGCAGAGUGUGACAAUGGGCGCCUGUGUGUGUCGCAUGAACCCCGACAACGAGACGAUGAGCGUCUCCUCGGCGAGCAUCUCGCGUCCGGCCAGUGCAGGCAUUGCCAUGGGCGCGGCGCGCAAGAACCGACCGCUCUGCCACGAGACCAUCCGGUGGCGGUCCGACGUUCCCCUCACCGAGGGCCAGCUGCGGUCCAAGCGGGACGAGUUCUGGGACACUGCGCCGGCCUUCGACGGCCGCAAGGAGAUCUGGGAUGCGCUGCGGGCGGCCACCAACGCGGCCGAGGGCCUCGACUUCCAGAUGGCCCAGGCCAUCCUGGACGGGGCCAAUGUCUCGGUCCCGAAUGGAUACCUCACAGAAUGUUACGAUGAGCUGGGCACCCAGUACAAGGUGCCCAUCUACUGUCUCUCGUAUCCCAUAAAUAUCGUAAAGGAGGAGAACGGACGUGACUCUCCUGCCGAAUACUCUGAGCCCGUGGAUGGAGGCACCGAGAUAUUUUUGAAGCUGCGCAUAUCAUCUACCAUGACGGAUGUUAAACUGCCGGUUUACUCCAAGGACACCGUUGGGCAGUGCAAGAAGAAGCUUCAGGCCGCGGAGGCUGUCGAUGCCUGCUGUCAGCGAUGGUUCUACAGCGGCAAACUGCUGGGCGACAAGGUGCCCAUCGACGAGUGCAGCAUACACCAGGGGUACGUGGUGCAGGUCAUUGUCAACACGGAGCACUACAACCACGACAACAGCACGAGUACGGCGCACGCCAGCUAGCGGCGCAGUCAACCCCCACUAGUCAACAGCAAUAGCAACAGCAAGGAGCCACGACAGCAACCGCAGUAUCAGCAGCAACUGCAGCAGCAACAACUAUUGGCCAAAGCGGGCAGCGGCAUUCGCAGGCGGAGGAAUGCCACAUACUCAGUUUAUAGCACAAGGAACCUUAAGGGGAAUGUACAGCAAACACCGGAGCAUCAGCGGGUACAACAGCAACAACAGUAUACUCAUUGCAUUUAUCAAAAUAAGCAACAAUUGCAAGUUGUGGCUCUGUCUGCCUUGUUGCUGUUGCUGUUGUUGUGUCUGCUCGCCUUGUUAUGCUUUGUUUAAUAUAUACAUAUAGAUAUAUAUAUAAAAUGUGAAACAAAAGAUAGAAGCCAAUUUGCUGAGAAAGGGAAAUCGGAAUGGGAAAUGAUUAUAAGAUAUAUAAAUGAUAAACUUACAUAUAUUUUUUGAUAAUAAUUACUUGAUAAUAAUGCAACUGAUUUAGGCAGACUAUCAAGCAUAUACUUUCGAGUGUAUACAGAAGCUGCUAUGUUAAGUGUAGUAAUCGAGAUCUUUUCGGGUACUUCUCUAUUGAAAAAUAUGUACAUUUUUAUAAAAACCAAGAUGAAAGGCCUCUAUUAACUAAUUGUAAGCGAGUGCUAGAGCAUUUGCCUAAUGUAUAUGUAAUGUAAAAAUAAACAAGAACUGUAGUAUUUGGCCGUAAUAGAAAGCAUGCAACAAACAAUUUUUGAUACUGUACAAAAUGCCAAGCACAAUAUUAUGAGGAUGAACAUAAUUGUGACAAAACCGAGAGAAUACACAAAUUGUUAAGCAUAUUACUUGCUCAAAUGUAGUUAACACGAAUGAGAGGAUCACAUCGCGAGCAGAGAGAUGGAGCGAAGGCGAGGUAGGGAGUGGAAGAGUUAACCCAAGUACCUUAUAAAUGUAUAUGAUUUAAUUUGCUUAUAGAGUCGAUAAUCAAGAAAUUGGAAUGAAUAUUUAUUUAUCUCUCAAGCACAUGAAUUUCCUCUUCUACAACUGCGGUAUCGUCAAAUGUCCGUUUUAAGUGCGUUAAAUUACCAUAAAGCAUUUAUUGACGAUAUUCUAAGUUAAUUAACAAUUCAAUUAAUAUGAGCACUAACAAGGCUGAAAGCGGCGAAACUCUUUGUUUUAAGUGUUUGAUUCAAUAUCGAGUGUAGACUGGUAAUGAAUCCAAAAACCUCGUAUAAAUUCAGCAUCGCUUUAUUUUUAAUGAAUUUUUUCGAUCCUUUUUCACAUCUCAAAUAAAAACCUGAAAGAAAUUUUACUAAUAAAUUAGUCAGUUGAUAAGGAUACCCAUGACCGUAUAUAUUCCACUGUUGGCGUUGUUUUAAAAUUUCUUAAUAUUGUAUUUGAAGCCGUAAAGCCAUUCAUAAUUUGAAACAUUUCUGUAACGCACUGCACGAGAGUGUAAUUGCCAAAGUUGAAACAAUUAUUGAUGUAAAGAAAAUAAAGAACACUUGAUUGCAUAGGUA
Molecule: messenger RNA, 2457 nt
Organism: Drosophila gunungcola (fruit fly)
Lineage: Eukaryota; Metazoa; Arthropoda; Insecta; Diptera; Drosophilidae
Product: ubiquitin domain-containing protein 1
Exons: 5
Coding region: 209-958 (249 amino acids)
Molecular function (GO): protein binding
Source: RefSeq, a predicted model, not a curated record